Molecule: messenger RNA, 1773 nt
Organism: Puntigrus tetrazona (Sumatra barb)
Lineage: Eukaryota; Metazoa; Chordata; Actinopteri; Cypriniformes; Cyprinidae
Gene: kcng4b
Product: potassium voltage-gated channel, subfamily G, member 4b
Exons: 2
Coding region: 15-1685 (556 amino acids)
Biological process (GO): potassium ion transmembrane transport; protein homooligomerization
Cellular component (GO): membrane; voltage-gated potassium channel complex
Molecular function (GO): delayed rectifier potassium channel activity
Source: RefSeq, a predicted model, not a curated record
CUUAAUAGAAAAAAAUGCAUUACAGAUAUGUUGAUAUUAGCCAUGCUAAAAUAAUACCCUUUUUCUUAACAGUUCCCCGAGAGCUCCAGUGCUUUGUUUCCUGCUUACCAUCCACAUCCCCAAAUGCCACCAUGCCCAUCAUCAGCAAUGCCAACCAUGAUUUUAGCAAUCUCUCAGUCAGCACAGACGACAGCAGCCUUGACUUGUUUUUCACGGAAAUUCCAGAGACCGAAACCAUCAAAGGCGUGUACUUUCAACGGGCCCAGAGACUAGACAACAUCCCGGCCUUCAGAGAUGUCGACCACAGUAAACUAGCCCUCAUCAACGUCGGAGGAGACCGCUACACGUUUCCUUGGAGCACACUGGAGGAGUUCCCCCUCACUCGUUUGGGACAGCUGCGUCACUGCAGCGGCCCGGAUGAUAUCGCCCAGCUUUGUGACGAUUACGAUGAGGCCCGGAGAGAGUUCUUUUUUGACCGCAGCUCGGUGGCCUUCCGGGUCAUCUUAAACUUCCUGGCUGCGGGGAAACUGAGGCUGCUGCGGCAGGUGUGCGCCGUGUCGCUGUCUGACGAACUCAACUAUUGGGGCAUUGACCCUGUUCACAUGGAGCGCUGCUGCCGGCGCAAGCUGUUGUCCCGUGUGGAAGAAGUAGGAGAGAAGAAAAGGAAGGAGGAAGAGAGGAGGCAGAAAAGGCUGUCCCUACAGAAGCCUUUAGCGCGGGAGAAGGGCUACGUCUGGUUCAUGAACCAGCUGCAAGAAAUAGUGGAAAACCCUCAUUCUGGCUGGCUUGGAAAAAUCUUUGCUUGUUUCUCGGUGGUCAUGAUUGCUGUGACAGUUAUCAGCUUGUGUAUCAGCACCAUGCCUGAUCACGAUAACAGGGGCGAAUGCACAGAAAAAUGCCGCAACAUAUUCAUAGUGGAAACGGUGUGCGUGGCCUGGUUCUCCAUGGAGUUCACGCUGCGCUUCCUGCAGGCUCAAAGCAAACUGCAGUUCGUCCGAAAUCCGCUUAAUAUCAUAGACGUCAUAGCCAUUCUGCCAUACUACAUUUCCUUGGUUGUCGAUAGCGAAGAUGAAUCCGAAGAAGCCGAGCUCAACGGCGGCGGCCGUGGAUAUUUAGAUAAGCUGGGUUUAAUUCUGCGAGUCAUGCGGGCCCUGCGAAUCCUGUAUGUGAUGCGACUGGCGCGGCACUCGCUCGGCCUUCAGACGCUCGGCCUUACGAUACAGCGGAGUAUGCGAGAAUUCGGGCUCCUGCUCCUCUUCCUCUGCGUGGCUGUGGCUCUGUUCUCACCUCUCGUGCAUCUGGCGGAGAAAGAAUUCACGAAGGGCAAGCCAGCUGGGCCCCACAGCUUCAGCAGCAUUCCCGCUUCCUAUUGGUGGGCCAUCAUAUCCAUGACGACGGUCGGCUACGGUGACAUGGUGCCGCACAGUUUACCUGGCCAGGUCGUGGCCUUCAGCAGCAUACUAAGCGGAAUCCUUAUCAUGGCUUUUCCGGCUACUUCUAUCUUCCAUGUGUUUUCUCGUUCAUACCACGAGCUGAAGCGUGAACAUGAAAUGAUCUGUAAAGAGGAUGCUAGAGAGGACGCCCAGAGAGUGCUGGAGAGACCGUCUUUUUCUUGGGCCAGCAAUAACAGUAAUAGUCAACACAAGGGCAAUGGCACAACUUCCGGUCAGCCAGCUGACAUUUGAUCUAUGAUUCGCGUGUCUCUUUGCACUUUGUUGGUCGUUUUAUUUUCUACAUGCGAUUCUGAAUCUGUCGGAAUGUGAUUUCUGUCAA